AUGUUCAGCCGACCCAGCACCAUCCGCGCGUUCAGCACCGUGGCGCCGCUCCGCAGCAAGAUCGGCGGCAUGCCGAUAUCGCUCCCGCCGACCGUAAAACUCACCAAGAUCGCGCCGACGCCGCGACCCGGUCGCAAGCAGGAUAUGGGGACGAUAAGCGUCGAAGGCCCGCUGGGCCUGCUAUCGCUGCAGGUGCCCGACUUCAUCAGUGUGGAAAUCGACACUGCGGCCGCCAAAGUGACGGUGACGCCGCAGGACGCGCGGGAGCGGCUGCAGCGCGAGCGCUGGGGCACCGUGCGCGCCAUGCUGCAGAACCACAUCACCGGCGUGUCGGAGGGCCACGUCGCGAUCUUGCGGUUGGUCGGUGUCGGGUACAGGGCCAGCAUCGAGGAGAGACCCGUCAUCGGGAAGAUCGUCAAUUUGAAGGUCCAGUAUGCCCACCCGGUCGAAUUGCCAGUGCCCGUCGGUGUCACUGCCAGUACCCCCCAGCCAACGAGAAUCCUGCUCGAGGGUGCGAAUAAGGAGGUGGUUACACAGUUUGCCGCGGAGAUUAGGGCCUGGAGGAAACCCGAGCCGUACAAGGGAAAGGGUAUCUUCGUCAACAACGAGACAAUCAAGUUGAAGACGAGGAAGAUAAAAUAG
Tricharina praecox is the source of this 642-nucleotide messenger RNA. RefSeq names its product 60S ribosomal protein-like protein L6. The record is from RefSeq and is a predicted model, not a curated record. NCBI's taxonomy places the organism in Eukaryota, Fungi, Ascomycota, Pezizomycetes, Pezizales, Pyronemataceae. Gene Ontology annotation, biological process: translation. The coding region runs from base 1 to 642 and encodes 213 amino acids. Gene Ontology annotation, molecular function: structural constituent of ribosome; rRNA binding. Gene Ontology annotation, cellular component: mitochondrial large ribosomal subunit; ribosome. The transcript has 3 exons.